This is a messenger RNA of Yamadazyma jaroonii, 1593 nucleotides long. The record is from the annotation of a GenBank genome assembly. NCBI's taxonomy places the organism in Eukaryota, Fungi, Ascomycota, Pichiomycetes, Serinales, Debaryomycetaceae.
AUGCUUAGAUCGAUACCUAACUUUAAGGUAUUCCCCAAGCAUUUUCAUACAACUAUAAGGUUGAAGGUUAACGACUCAUGGUUAGAUGAGAUUGAACCUUUGGCUGAGAAACCAAAGUUACCUACAGAAACUUGUUCAGUCAAAUCUGAAGAAGAAGUUGAAUCACUUAUCAACAAUUUCGAACCAUUAGUAGAAUAUGAAGGGAAAAACAAGUUUGUCUUCCGUAAUUUAGGUCCCGAUUCAAUGAAUUUCAACAGUAUUUUGGUUAAAUUGACUGAUUAUUUCUUUGGUAAUAAUUAUCAAACAGUUAAUGCUAUCAAAGGAGAGAAAAGUAUCAAAAGAGCUGCUAGGAUUGAGCAGAAAACCUUCCAAGAUUUGAAAAUGAUAAGAGUCAGAAGUGGCAGAGGUGGUAACGGAGCUAUUUCGUUCUUCAGAGAUGCUAAUAGACCAACAGGUCCACCCGAUGGGGGUGAUGGAGGAGCUGGUGGGAACGUUUAUCUUAAAGUUGUAGAUAAUAUCAAUUCAUUACAUAGGAUAAGAAGGUCUUAUGUAGCUAAGAAUGGACAACCGGGUAGGGGAUCACAGUUGGAUGGGAAAAAAGGAGAUGACGUUUUGAUUGAAGUUCCAGUGGGAACAACUGUUAGAUGGGUUCCUGACCCUUUCCUCAUAAGAGAUAAAUUGAAAGAAACCAAUAAGGACAAGAUUUGGCUCGAUAUUAUUAAUGAUAACCACCAAAUACAAUUUUUCAGGAAUUCUUAUAGUGUGGGUGAAGGUUGGAUGUUUUCAGAGAAUGAAGAAUCUUACUACAGAGAAAGAGAUUUCUUCUCCCAAUUGGAUAAAACAGUUCAAGAUUAUGACCAUGAAAUCAUCAAUCAGGAAGUCUUCGAGGAUAAAUUUCCUUUGUUAGGAUUAGAUUUGAAUAAAGUAACAAGCCAACCUAUCCUUCUAUUGAAAGGAGGAAAAGGAGGAAUGGGAAAUAUGAAUUUCUUGACCAAUGAUGUCAGAAACCCCAGAUUCUGUAAGAAAGGAAGAGAUGGUAUCACUGAGUCCUUUUUGCUAGAAUUAAAACUCAUUGCUGACCUUGGAUUAGUUGGGUUACCAAAUGCUGGAAAAUCUACUUUAUUAAAUGCCAUUUCAAGAGCCAGGCCAAGGAUUGGUCAUUGGGAAUUCACCACUCUUCAACCAACAAUAGGAACCAUUUUCACCACAAUAGAUAAGGAUCCGUUCACUGUGGCAGACAUUCCUGGUAUUAUCAAGGGAGCUUCUCAAAAUAAAGGAAUGGGACUCGAUUUCUUGAGACACAUAGAAAGAUGUAAAGGUUUAGUGUUUGUUGUUUCCUUAGAGAAGGAUCCUAUCAAAGACAUCACCACUUUAAUUGAGGAAUUAGGAGAGAUUUCCGACGAUAAAAAGAAACUAAUCCUUGCUACUAAAGCAGAUUUGAACGAUACCAAUGAAAACUUUGUUAAGUUUCAACAAUUUGUUCAAGAGAAUUUGAAUAACGACAAAGAGACAUGGAAAAUUUUACCAAUUUGUGCUACUAAAAAUGAAAAUAUCGAAGCAUGUAUUAAAUUAAUGAGUGAAAUAGCUCAAUAA